AUGCUGCGCCGCACCGUCCCCGCCGUGAGCUUCACGGUCUCGCAUCGCGCUCUCAUGAUGCGUCCCAGCCGCCCCCUCCUCAGCGGUGACAUGCACUCUAGCGACCGCUUCAAGGCUGCCUGGGACGAAAUCCCGCUGCAUAUGUUGGGCGCUUCCCACAAGCAGAUGUUCGAGUGGUAUUGGCGCGCCAUGUACCAGCUGGGUCUGCGAGAUCCCUACCGCCUCACCAAGCUGCGCUCCAUGCUCAACUGGGCUGCCUUUUUUUCUUUCCUGUACCUGACUUACAUUUCCAUCUUCUACUCGUCCUUCUACCACGUGUACAUGAUGGACUGGCCGGAGCACUUCAAGCGUGAGAACGCCCGCGACUACGCUGUGUCGCAUGGCCACGACGUGUGGGCUGGCGAUGGCAAGUUCAUCCGCCCGUACUUCCACAUCAACCCGCCGAUGCUGACGAUGACAGAGGAGGAUAUCUAA
Molecule: messenger RNA, 474 nt
Organism: Leishmania major strain Friedlin
Lineage: Eukaryota; Euglenozoa; Kinetoplastea; Trypanosomatida; Trypanosomatidae
Product: putative cytochrome c oxidase VIII (COX VIII)
Exons: 1
Coding region: 1-474 (157 amino acids)
Source: RefSeq, a predicted model, not a curated record